UGAAAAAAAAUAACUUGGUUGUCAGGGUAAUAACAUUGACGGCGUCUAAUGAUGGCGUCUAUUUACAAACAAUGUAACAAAUGAACAACUGAUUCCAUCUUUGAUCGUAGCCUCUCCAUAUUCUGCUACUUUGGUCGUCACGUCCUGAAAAUACUUAUGAUGCUUUGUUUUUAAUUUUUUUUUGGAUUUCGAUGUUUUCCUCUCUUGUAAAGGGGAAUGGGCUAUGGGAUGGACAUUUGGAAGACGAGUCAACUCUGGACAGCCUACUUCCAUCCAUACAUGAAACAGCAGAAAGCAGGAAAGCAAAGCUACCACCAACAGAUGCAAUUGAUAUAAGUGACACUCAAAACCAGGUCCUUAAACUACCAAAAACUUAUCUAACACGAAAAGGUGCCAUUUUACUGUUUGCUGCCCAUCAUGCCAGAAAGAAUCAUGAAAGUGAAAAACAAAAUAAAAAUAUUGAAAACAGCAGGGGUGAAGGUCUAGGGCAAGUUGAAGAGCAAAUUCCACCUCAUCAGAAAAGGAAACUUUUUCUGGAGUUUCUUGAUGUGUUUCUCAAAGAUCAAGACACAAACAAACAAGAAAUCUCCAGGCCAAUUGAUCAAAAACAAAAUAAUUCAAUAAGCAAACAUGUAGAAGACCAAACUGAAAAUGUUUUCAAAGUUUUAUCACGUCCAAAAUCAAUCAAUUCAUUCUACAACCAUCAUGAGACUCUCGUCAAAAGACCAAAAGAAAGACCAAAGACUGUACCAGUUAAUGUCCUCCCUAAAGAAGCUGAACAGAUUAAAGCACAUCCAAGAAUAACUAGUGGUAAACCGUGCCCUCCGAUACGAGCCCUGGGUAAACUUCCUUGCAAACUCACGCGUACCGACUUGGAAAAGACAACCAAUUUUCUCCAGUUGCCCUCACAAGAAAAUCAUCAUACAAGACAGCUUACCACUCCUUACUGUAGCAUUACCAACGAGAUGGACGACGUGACCAGUAUCCCAAACUCAAACUCUGAGUAUCAUUUUGAACGAUUGGAAAAAGCAAGCCGAGCAGCCUCGAGUACGUCAAGAUACUCAACAUGGUGGGCUAUGGAUGAUAUAUCACUUGGUUACUAUGACAACGAUGUUCAGGAUGACGACGACGACGACGAACACCUAGAAUGCAUCGAGUGUCUGUCAGAACAAAGAAGCGAGAUUUGUCGUACGACUUCGUCGGAUAUCAAGGCUGACAUAUUAGUUCCUCUCAAACGAGAAAUAUCUGAGCCAGGAAAUGAGGUAGAAGAUAUGGAUGAACAAGUAAAGUUUUACAAGGGGAUGAAUGCGUCCUCUUUCGACUCAGAUUUAAAUGAUCCUCGCGCUUUUAAAGAAGAUAAAUUGUAUUCUGAGAAGUCCAGGAAAAGUCGCGUUAAAAGCGCGCCAGUUUUGGCAAAUCACACGUCAAGAUGUCCGCGGAAAACUUAUAGUUAUAGCGCAGGUCAAACAAGGCCUUGCUCUUCACUAAUUCACGCGGACACUUGUGAGUACAAAAACCUUCAAACGAAGGCUUGGCAAAGAAAUUAUUCUGUACGAAUUCCAAGUGCUGCAUCUUACUAUGACGACAACGAAGACGAUAUUACCACACCCGAAGAUAUUUCAGAACAACCGACUAGGAGAAACUCUGAUCCAUUUACAGAAAUUGGCAGUACAACUUUGUUCUCAGGGCCUCUCGGCUUAAAACACGGCGUAACACUCAGUAGCAAUGAGAACGAUGAUGAUAGUGAUACUCUGGUGUUGACUCAAGAAACCUCUCAUAUCGCUUUAUUUCAAGGACAUUCAUUGGGUGAUGGUGAAGAUCCUAAAAACGAUGUUAAAACAAAUGAACCAUAUGCUAUCAAAGAUGAAAAGUAUGAUGAUUACAAGUUUGAAAACUGUAUAAAAAACGAUAAGGAUACGACAGUUUUUAAACCGGCUAAGAAGGUUGUUGAACGGAAUGCAAAGUCGGACAAAGAACAUAUAAAGACUAGAAAGAAGAUAACAGGAAAUAUGAGGGAUGAGAAAAAACAGGAGCUCAAGGGCGCAAAGCUAGUUAACACUGUGGAAUCAGAUUUUGUAGAGGUCCAGAUUCUUGAUGUCAUUUCGCAAGCACACCAAGAACGCAGGAAUAAAGCUAAUGAUGAUGAGGUUUCGGGAAAUGCUACGUCUUUUAUCUUUGAAUCUCGAAGCACAGAGUUGGGUGAAGAAAUCCAAAAAGAAAAUAUUAGUAGCGAUGUCGCCGAGGUUUUGGGGAGCGUGAAUGAGGAAUAUCUUCCUUAUGAAGGAACUCAUGUUAAUACGCCCCAAGAAGAAUGUCCCGUUAAGGAAACAGUUUUGGAAGAGGAACUCGACCGUUGCAGUGAUAAUGUACUAGCUAGUUAUUCCAAAGAUGAAUAUACUAUUAAAGAAAUUCCUUCCACUGAAGAUUCAUUUACCACAAAUGCUCUUCCACCUUGUGAAUCAUCACAAGUUAAUGUCAAAAGUGAUGAGAGAUCUAAUACAAGCGAAACAAACGAGGACAAAUAUGACCUGACCGCAAAGACACUUCAUCCCGAUAUAGCUGAAGUUCAAGGGACUAAAACAAGUCUCGAAUCAAACGAGACACCUGAAAUUUAUGUACGCGAGGUUCAGUUGACCUCCGAGACAGAUAAGCUCAUUCAGUUGGCGGGAAUUCGGGAGUCAGAUUCCAGAGUUGAACAACAAAACGUCGAUAGGAUGACUACAGAACCAGAACCACAUUAUAUCUCACAAACGAAACGCGAGGAAUCUUCCAUGACAACCAACAUGACGCCAGAGAAAAGCCUCGCGGAUUCAGAAAAGGCUGAGAUGAAAGGGUCGUUUGAUAUUCAACAAGAUGCAGUCACGAGUGAGAAAAAUUCCGAAGGAAACUCGCGAAAGGAGAAUUCACGAAAUAAACCAAAGCAGGACCAGAGUUCCAAGACCAAGGAUAAGGGCAAAGGAAUGAGAGCAGAGAAGACGAAAGGUGAUAAACUGGAUGUUAAAGGUGUGGGAAAAGCUGAGAAUAAAGUAAAUGAAGAAGAAGAUAAAAUGGAAGUGAAAAUCCAAAAUAAAGUGGAUUUGUCUGAUCUGGUGGUGAAGAAAGGCAACAACAAAACUACCAAGAAAUCGAAAGCAAAAUCUCCUAAAAUGUCACGAAAAACGGCUCCGGCUCUCGACCAAAUAGAGCCAGAACCAAGGCUUAGUAUGAUUCCUAAAGUUGACGAAACUCUGAUUAAAAUGAUAGAAAACCCUGACGGCGGCAGUCUGGAGUUGAGUGAGGAAACAUUGAAUCAGUUCGCGCCUGUGCAGGACUUCCAAGAUCCAGAUGUUCUAACUUCAUUAGAGUCGGGCAAAACUACAGAUGCCUUUUCUCCUUCAAAAGUCAAGAAAAGUAGUAAAAAAGCGGGGAAAAAGAAGGGCAAGGCUGCUGAAGGCAAUGCAGAAGAAACAAGAGAUGCUGGUGAGGAACGAAAGACAAAAAUUGCAGAAGACAAAGCUAGACAAGAUGAACAGAUGAAGUUAUUGAAAGAAAGAGAAGAAGAGCAACAUAGAUUAAUGGAGGAAGCCAAAGAAAAGCAGAGAGCAAUAGACGAGGAGAAAGGCAAACGGUUAGCGCAGGAGGCCGAAGCGAGAAGACAAGAGGAACAAGCAGAACAGGAUUUAAAAGAAGCGAAGAGAAAAGCAAAAGAAGAACGAGAGAAAAGACGAGAAGAGGAAGCUGAAAGAAGGAGAAUGGAGGUCCAGAGGAAACGGGAAGAUAAAAGAAGAAGAGAAUUGGAAAUACAAAAACGGGAAGCGGAACUUGAAAAGCAACGCGUGGAUCGUGAACAGAGAAUGGAAGAACUGCAGGCGCAGAAAGAUAGAGAACUUGAAAUGGAAAGAAUUGCUGAAGAACAAAGACAAGAGGAGGAAAGGCGUCGACUGCUUGAAUUAGAUGAAGAAAAACGUUUGGAAGACGCGAGAAUCCGCGAGGCUGAAGAAGCGGUUCAACGAAUGGCGCGCGAACGCGAAUACCGCGAACAAAUGCGCAAAAUUGCCGAAGCACAACAGGCUAAACUAGAAAAACUGGAAAUGGAGCGGCGCAAACAGGAGGAAGAAGAACGCGCUGCCAUUGAGAAAGAACGCAUACGAUUAGAAGAAGAAGCGCAGAUGCGUGAAGAAGCGGAGCUUGAACGUGUUCGCGAAUUGCGUCAGAAGGAAGCAAUUGCGCGUAUCCGUGCCGCGCACGAGGCCUCCAAGAGAAGAGCCUGGGCACUAAGGAGGAGAGCACAAAACAUGGAAAGAAUGGCAAGUCUCAGAUUCACCAGACAAUCCCAGAAAAUGACCGAGGCCUUUACUUUCUCUUAUCAUGUUCAAAUACCACGUGAGGUCUGGGAAUUACCAUAUGAUUGGAACUCAAAGAAGAAGAAGAAAGGAUCAUUUAGACCCGCGAGAAAAAGACAAAACGGCGGGAAGACGACGUAGUGCUAUAGAGAUCAUCCUCGUUCCCAGGGCCUAGCUCCGUUAGAUAGAAAAUAGUUAUCUAGCUAUAGUGUGAAAAAACUAUGAAAAUAUCACUCAUGAAAUGUUUGCAGACUAAUAUUUAUUUA
This is a messenger RNA of Dendronephthya gigantea, 4588 nucleotides long. RefSeq names its product calponin homology domain-containing protein DDB_G0272472-like. The transcript is spliced from 13 exons. The record is from RefSeq and is a predicted model, not a curated record. Bases 192 to 4463 code for a protein of 1423 amino acids. Lineage: Eukaryota; Metazoa; Cnidaria; Anthozoa; Malacalcyonacea; Nephtheidae.